Messenger RNA from Penicillium subrubescens, 225 nucleotides. Its product is annotated as DNA-directed RNA polymerase core subunit RPB10. The coding region runs from base 1 to 225 and encodes 74 amino acids. The transcript has 4 exons. Gene Ontology annotation, biological process: transcription by RNA polymerase I; transcription by RNA polymerase II; tRNA transcription by RNA polymerase III. The record is from RefSeq and is a predicted model, not a curated record. Lineage: Eukaryota; Fungi; Ascomycota; Eurotiomycetes; Eurotiales; Aspergillaceae. Gene Ontology annotation, molecular function: zinc ion binding; DNA binding; DNA-directed RNA polymerase activity. Gene Ontology annotation, cellular component: RNA polymerase II, core complex; RNA polymerase I complex; RNA polymerase III complex.
AUGAUCAUCCCCGUGCGCUGCUUCUCCUGUGGAAAGGUCGUGGGUGACCUUUGGGAGCGCUAUCUCGAGCUCCUCGACCAGGGUGUGGCUGAUGGUGAUGCUAUGGACCAGCUUGGUUGCCGCCGUUACUGCUGCCGGCGUAUGAUCAUGACCCACGUGGACCUGAUCGAGAAGCUCCUUCGGUACAACACGGCCGAGAAAGAUCGUGCCAAUGCGCAGGCUUAA